AUGGAUUUUGACGAAGAGCAAGAUCCCAUGCUGAAGGAAGCGAUUGAAGCUUCCCUCAGAGAUGAUAGUGGCAACACCGGUCCUUUUUUGCCUUCGCAGGCGCCAAGAAAUGUUGUCGACCUGACCUACGAUUCUGACGAUCAAUCAGAUGUCAAGGAAGUCUUUCCAAAGUCUAAUUCUGUGGUGGAGUCCGACAGCGACGAAGAAGCUGAGCAAGGCAUGCAUGAUGAUGAAGCAGAGCUGAGGCGAGCAAUCGCCAUGUCGCUGCAAGACUUGCAGUCUGAAGUUGAGCCAGUGGAGCCUGGUCUCCUGGGCUUGAACCGAAAAAGAAUGGAGCAGGAACGUCUAGCCCGCAUCCAAAAGCGCAAAGCCCGGGAGUCUGCGUCUCCGCCAGGACAGCCCCAAGCCAAACUUUAUAAGACUGAGCCAAUCUCAACUGGCACUCCUUCUGUAUCUCAUGCCAAGCCUUCAUCUCCAUCAUCUUCGUCAAAGGACUCCAUAGCUAGAAUUAGGCCUACAGCGCGACUAGCCCUUCAGUGGCCGUUGGGAACUGUCAAAAAGACACACGUUGCCAAUACCAUCCGUGGUGACAAUGAGAUUACCAUCGAAGAGGUCAUACAGCGAGGUGACCUUGAACUGGGGAUCUUCAGCUCAUUUCUUUGGGACAUGGAAUGGUUUUUCACAAAGUGUGACACGUGGAGGACGAGAUUCCUGCUCAUCAUGCAUGCCAAAGAACAAGAAAUGCGCGAUUCAAUGUUGGAGGACACCAAGGAUAUGAAGAAUAUCCGACUAUGUUUCCCACCAAUGGAUGGCCAGGUCAACACCAUGCAUUCCAAACUAAUGAUUCUCUUUCACCCGGAGUAUGUUCGCAUCGCCGUUCCCACGGCUAACUUGACAAUGACGGACUGGGGAGAGGAUCGCUUAAUGGAGAAUACUGUUUUUCUCAUCGAUCUACCAAAGAAUGAGCCCGGGCUCAGCUCGCCGAACACAUUCUUUUAUGAAGAAUUAACCCACUUUUUAAAAGCCAGUACAGUGAACGAGCGCAUCCUUGCUAAACUUGCGGGCUACGAUUUCACCGAGACAGCCCGAUAUGCAUUUGUGCACACAAUUGGUGGGACCAGUGGACCCACCAACGAGACCUGGAGACGAACAGGAUACUGUGGGCUAGGUCGUGCUGUGAAACAAUUGGGAUUACGGACCUCUUCACCCAUCAAUGUUGACUACGUGGCCUCCUCCAUUGGAUCACUAAACAACGAAUUUCUUCGUGCCAUCUACCUCGCUUGCAAAGGAGAUGACGGUCUGGCUGACUACACACUGAGAUACGACAAGUCCAAAUCUCAUGCCCCUAACCCCGAUCAACUCAUGAUGAACUCUAGCGAGGAAUGGAAAGACCGCCUCCUGGUAUACUUCCCUUCAGAUGACACUGUCCACGGUGCACAUGACUCCCCAGAACAAACCGCAGGCACUGUUUGCUUUCAGUCAAAAUGGUGGCGGGGUCCGAAAUUCCCGAAGCAAGUGAUGAGAGAUUGUAUUAGCAAAAAGGCAGUUUUGAUGCACAAUAAGCUCCUUUACGUCUGGCCUUCCGAGCCAAUCGUCCUCCCGAACAACCGUAUAUGCAAAGGAUGGGCCUACGUCGGAAGUGCCAAUAUGUCCGAAAGUGCCUGGGGCCGUCUCGUCAAAGAUCGCCAAACAAACAAAGCGAAACUAAACUGCCGCAACUGGGAAUGUGGUGUGCUGGUUCCCGUUGAAACAUCUGUUCAGCAGAAUGCACAGGAUGCUAAGUCGCAAACUCAGCCCAAGCACCUUCCUACUGAGAUCUUCGAGGAUACCAUUCCCAUCCCGAUGAUGGUUCCUGCACCUCCGCUAGACGAGCGAAACAAGCCGUGGUUUUUUAUGGGCGAUUAG
Molecule: messenger RNA, 1905 nt
Organism: Penicillium longicatenatum
Lineage: Eukaryota; Fungi; Ascomycota; Eurotiomycetes; Eurotiales; Aspergillaceae
Exons: 9
Coding region: 1-1905 (634 amino acids)
Biological process (GO): double-strand break repair; single strand break repair
Cellular component (GO): nucleus
Molecular function (GO): 3'-tyrosyl-DNA phosphodiesterase activity; double-stranded DNA binding; single-stranded DNA binding
Source: RefSeq, a predicted model, not a curated record